AUGGUCUUCGCACGCACAGCUUUCCGGACGCUUCGAUCUCUUCCCCCAACUCAGCUCGCUCAGGCCACAUCUCGGAUCUCGAACCUGCGGCUGCUAUCCACGGAAGCGAGGAAGACUAUCGAUGAUGCUGUCAAGGCCAACCCUUUGGUUGUGUUCAUGAAGGGCACACCUGAUCAGCCACAAUGCGGUUUCUCGCGGGCAGUAUGCCAGAUCUUGGACGUCCAGGGCGUACCUAGAGAGUCGCUGAAAUCGUAUAACUGCCUGGAAGACCAGGAGCUGCGAGAAGGCAUCAAGGAGUACUCCGAGUGGCCAACGAUCCCGCAGGUGUAUAUCAAGGGCGAAUUUGUGGGCGGUUGCGAUAUCGUCUUGUCAAUGCACCAAAGCGGAGAGCUGGAGAAGCUGUUGGUCAAAGAGGGGCUGAUCCCCGAAUUACCGACCCUGCCCGAGGACAAGUAA
Molecule: messenger RNA, 456 nt
Organism: Dioszegia hungarica
Lineage: Eukaryota; Fungi; Basidiomycota; Tremellomycetes; Tremellales; Bulleribasidiaceae
Product: thioredoxin-like protein
Exons: 6
Coding region: 1-456 (151 amino acids)
Source: RefSeq, a predicted model, not a curated record